CGUACGUGUAUUUAAUUAGCUAGGAUACUACAUUAAAAUUGCAGCAUAUGCAGUUAUUUCAUGGUUAAUUUAACAACACGGUAUCCAGUCGAGUAUUUCAGAAAUUAGGAAUUAAAAAAUAAGGACAAAAGGAAUUAAUAAUAAUUUAACAAAAAAACAAACAAACAAAAAAAACAACCUAUCGUCGAGCAAAAGAAAUACAUCUGUCUGACUGUUGGAUAUUGUUUGGAGACCUGAAAUGAAAUUACCCAAUAUAGAGCCUCCACAGCAACAUGUCUGUAAGGAGGAAGAGUUUCUCACAGACCAGCAGCUCUGUAUUCAGGAGAGAAGCUCCAGUCUGGACCAAGAGGACCCAGAGCCUCCACAGAUUAAAGAGGAAGAGGAGGAACUCUGCACCAGUCAGGAGGGAGAGCAGAUUGAACUGAAGGAGGAGGCUGAUACCUUUAUGUUGACUCCUACUCAUGAGGAAAGUGACCACAAUGAAGAUCAGACUCUGGACUUCAACUCUGAUGAUACUUUUAGUGAAGCAGAGAAAGAGUCUGUAGCCAACAUGCCAGUUAUAAGCUCGGUGGCAUCAGAAGCACACGGUGGCAACCAGGAGGGAGAGCAGCUUGCACUGAAGCAGGAGACGGAUACCUUUAUGUUGACUCCUACUCAUGAAGAAAGUGACCACAGCGAAGAUCAGACUUUGAGCUUGAAUCCGGACAAAAGUCAGUGUCCAUCAGAGCUUCCAGCUUGCAUGGGUAUCAGUUGCCUAAAAGACAAAUCUGCCAGUGAAAAUUGUGAAGCAUCAAAACCAAAAAGUGACCACCAGCUCCUCUUUCAAAACUCUCAUGUAGCUAAGAGAGGAGAUCAGAAAGGAGGCGAGCAUGGAGACUCAGGAUUGACUCAACCCAAAAAAAGACAUCACAAAAGCAGAAGUCACAGAGACAAAGUAAACAAUUUCCACACAGGUGAAAAGUCUUUCAAAUGUGACACAUGUGAGAAAGCUUUUAACUGUAAGUCACAUUUCCAGAGACACCUGGUAACACACACAGGUGAGAAGCCAUAUUCUUGUGACACCUGUGGGAAAAGAUUCUUUUGGACAUCAGAGUUAAACACUCAUAUAACAAUCCACACAGAUGAGAAGCCAUGUGUGUGCAAAUCAUGCGGGAAAGCUUUCAGACAGAAUCGCUUCUUGAAAAGUCACAUGAGAACACACACGGGCGAGAAGCCGUACCUUUGCAACACCUGCGGUAAAAGAUUCCGUUACAUGUCGGGACUGAACGCUCACGUCAAACUACACACAGGUGAGAAACCAUAUACUUGUAAAACAUGCAGGCAAGAUUUCAGACUUAGCGGUGACUUAAAAGUCCACAUAAGGACCCACACAGGCGAGAAGCCAUACCUUUGCAAGACCUGCGGGAAAAGAUUUGCUUACACGUCAGCGCUGAAAACUCAUGCAAGAAUCCACACAGGUGAGAAACCAUAUUUGUGCAACACAUGCGGGAAAGAUUUCAGACGUAGCAACGAGUUGACGGCACACGUUAGAAGGAAACACAUUUUUACACGCACAAGGUGAUUUAAUGUUGCAGCUCACCAGGUGGAGGUUAAGGCGAAUUUUCUCUGUUGCCGUCAGGGUGUCAUUACACUUUACCUGCUUGUAAAACUAACCAGUAUUCAAUUUUUUUAUUCCUGCUGCUAUUUGUCUUUAAAAUUCUUUGUAGAUUUUUGUUUUUACUGUUUUUAUGUCUGUUAUGGCAAUGUGUCUAUUAACUUUUAUUAUUUAUAGAGUCAUUUGUUCCACUGAACUCCCUGGCAUUUUUUUUAUUACUCAUUUAUUUAUGUGUCUACAUGUUCUGUUCAAACAAAUUGCUCCUGGUGGGAUUAAUAAAGUUGUCUAAAUCUGAA
Epinephelus moara (kelp grouper) is the source of this 1890-nucleotide messenger RNA. Its product is annotated as zinc finger protein 23-like. The transcript has 2 exons. The record is from RefSeq and is a predicted model, not a curated record. Lineage: Eukaryota; Metazoa; Chordata; Actinopteri; Perciformes; Serranidae. Bases 239 to 1561 code for a protein of 440 amino acids. Gene Ontology annotation, biological process: regulation of transcription by RNA polymerase II. Gene Ontology annotation, molecular function: RNA polymerase II cis-regulatory region sequence-specific DNA binding; DNA-binding transcription factor activity, RNA polymerase II-specific.